GCCUCGUGGUUAGUUGACAUUAAUCAUCCGGUCGUGGUACUGCGUUUCGAUUCCGAGGUACCGCUCGAGCUGAAAGAAGCGAAAAGACGAAGGAGAUAUGCGCUUCGUGAAAUCUUAAUAUUGCGACGUACGUUCGGCGUAAAGAAGACGGAGAGAGAGAGAAAGACGGCUGCGCCUCUUUUAGCUGACAAUUUUCUCGAGAAGAUCGAGAAAUUGCGUGACGGACGAUGGCGUCGCUCAAAUGGCUCGUAGCGGGAGCCAGUGCUGUGGGUGCCGGCACUCUUACUUCUUAUUUUCUUCUGUCGGAUUCCACGGUAUACGCCGAAAAGAUAAAACCAAGGCCACCUAGGAGGACCUUGCCGACGCGGGAGGAUCAGUUGAAGACGCUAAAAUCACAGGACUACGAUGUUCUGAUCGUCGGAGGUGGUGCAACGGGAGCGGGAUGCGCUCUGGACGCUUGCACGCGAGGUUUGAAGACCGCACUGAUCGAGGCCGACGAUUUCGCCUCAGGCACCUCUUCGCGCAGCACAAAGUUGAUUCAUGGCGGCGUGCGGUAUUUGCAGAAGGCGAUUAUGCAGUUGGACGUUGAACAGUACAGAAUGGUGAAGGAAGCGCUUCAUGAGCGUGCGUCGAUGCUGCAAAGCGCGCCGCACCUGGCGCACCCAUUGCCCAUUAUGCUGCCGGUUUAUACGUGGUGGCAGAUUCCUUACUAUUGGUUCGGUAUUAAGAUGUACGAUCUAGUAGCGGGCAGUAAAACGGUGAAAUCUUCGUAUUAUUUGAGUAAAUCGAAUGCUUUGGAACUCUUCCCGAUGUUGAAAGGCGACAAGCUGACGGGGGCUAUUGUUUAUUACGAUGGUCAACAAGACGACGCUAGGAUGAACUUGGCAGUCGCCCUGACAGCCUCGAGACACGGUGCGACAGUCGUGAAUCACGUUAAAGUGGUCAACCUGUUGAAAGGCCUUGACAAGGACGGCAAGCGAGUCCUUGUGGGGGCUCAUCUGAAGGACGAGCUCACUGGAGAGGAAUGGGACGUGAGGGCUAAGGCGAUUAUCAACGCGACUGGUCCCUUCACCGAUCACAUCAGAAAGAUGGACGAUCAGAACGUUCCUGAAAUUUGCUCCCCGUCCUCGGGGGUUCAUAUAGUAUUGCCGGGAUAUUACAGCCCCGAUCAAAUGGGUCUACUCGAUCCAGCGACGAGCGACGGCAGAGUGAUCUUCUUUUUGCCAUGGCAGAGGCAAACCAUUGCAGGAACGACCGACUUGCCAUGCGAGGUAACGCACAAUCCACGACCUACGGAGGACGAGAUCAUGUUCAUUCUGCAGGAGGUAAAGAACUAUUUGAAUCCGGACGUCGAGGUACGCCGCGGUGACGUUCUCUCGGCAUGGAGCGGCAUCAGGCCGCUCGUCUCCGACCCGAACAAACCGAACACGCAAUCCCUCGCCAGGAAUCACAUCGUGCAUGUCAGUCCCACAAAUCUCGUCACGAUAGCCGGUGGCAAAUGGACGACUUACCGGGCGAUGGCUCAAGAGACUAUCGACGCGGCUAUAAAAGCUUGCGAGCUCGAGCCAGAAAGACCUUGUCAAACCGAUGGCUUCCUUCUGGAGGGUGCCCAAGGCUGGAGCCCUACGAUGUACAUUAGAUUGGUGCAAGACUUCGGUCUGGAAUGCGAAGUCGCGCAACACUUGUCCAAGAGCUACGGGGAUCGCGCGUUCGCUGUGGCGAAACUGGCUUCCCUCACGGGGAAGCGAUGGCCGAUCAUCGGGAAGAAAAUUCACCCCGAAUUCCCGUACAUCGAUGCUGAGAUACGUUACGGCGUGCGGGAGUACGCCAGGACCGCAAUCGAUAUGAUUGCGCGCCGGCUGAGACUCGCUUUCCUCAACGUUCAAGCGGCCCAAGAGGCAUUACCGGCUAUUAUAGACAUCAUGGCCGAGGAAUUGCACUGGUCGGCGGAGGAGAAGAAAAAGCAGCAUCGCGAGGCCACGGAAUUCCUCGCCAACGAGAUGGGUCAAAUGGUGAAUCGUGCUUCCCGCGAUAAAAUCCCCAUCAAUCUCACGAAGGAUGAGGUCCAGCUUUACAUCAAACGCUUCGGAAUCAUAGAUAAGGACAAAAAAGGAUACGUCUCUAUCAACGACAUUAGGCGAGGCCUGAAGUUGUUCGGAGACAAGGAAGUACCGGGCGAGGAACUUCACGAAAUUCUACGCGAAAUCGACACCAAUAUGAACGGUCAAGUCGAAUUGGACGAAUACCUUCAGAUGAUGUCAGCUAUAAAAUCUGGUCACGUGGCAUACUCACGUUUCGCGCGAAUGGCCGAAAUGGAAGAGGCACAGCACGAGAAGGAGAAGCUUAAAAUACAGAUAAGUGUCGAGAGAUCGGGCGGCGGACUAUAAAGACAUAUCGUACCCGUACAAUACACCCGUGUAUUGUAAAGUUUGAAAAUAUCUUAAUGUUUUAAUCUCAUCGUUUUGAUUUUACACAUUUCAUCGUCGCGACAGAACAAUUUACUACAGAAUUCCGAGAUUUACAUUCGAUCAGGGUUACGCACAUAUAUCGUCUCGAAACUCAGCAUCUCUUUUUCUCUCGUAAAAUUUUAAAUUUCAUCAUAUCUUGAAAUAAUUUUCAUUGAUCUGCAAAUGUUUCGUGCCAAGUAAUUCGCGACACUAAGAAAGUGAAAUGUAAUUAUAAAAUAAUGAUAUAUGCGUAUUACUUGUAUGUAAUAUUUGUGCAUCGUGUACAAAUGUUAAGACGCUCGUGUUGCUCCUACUUGUAUAUACACGAUCCAAUGCAUUACAUAUAUAUAAGUCAUCAAAUUGUAUCUCACUCGUGUACCAAGAGUAUCAUACAAUACUAAAUGAUACAAUGACAUUUAUAAUAUUAUUAAUUGUACACAUUCUGUAUUAUUUAACUCGAUAGAAUAAUUUGCUAUCCUGUUGACAUUUGCAGCUAAUAUACUUAUGCGACAAAAC
Molecule: messenger RNA, 2963 nt
Organism: Dinoponera quadriceps
Lineage: Eukaryota; Metazoa; Arthropoda; Insecta; Hymenoptera; Formicidae
Gene: Gpo1
Product: glycerol-3-phosphate dehydrogenase, mitochondrial
Exons: 12
Coding region: 228-2387 (719 amino acids)
Biological process (GO): glycerol-3-phosphate metabolic process
Cellular component (GO): glycerol-3-phosphate dehydrogenase (FAD) complex; mitochondrion
Molecular function (GO): glycerol-3-phosphate dehydrogenase (quinone) activity; calcium ion binding
Source: RefSeq, a predicted model, not a curated record